CACAAACAGCGCAAGAACUUUUUCUUUCCUGAGGGCAAGACAGAGUUCAACCAUGGAUCCUAUGGUAUAAAUAUCUAUCGUCACGAUUUUUUCUCCUUUUUAUAUUAGACUUAAACACGUUGUAGAGCAACUGACCUUCUCAUUGCCCAUUGGCAGGCACCUUUCCUCGGUCUGUACGAGAAAACAUGCUCAAGUGGCACGACUAUGCCGAGCAAAAUCCAGAUCGUUGGGUUCGUCUCGAGUUGAAGCCAGCACUUCGAAAGAUUCGCUCAAAGCUUGCAGCGUUCAUGAACUGUGACACGGAUGAACUGGCCUUAGUCCAGAACACCACUACGGGCAUCAAUGCUGUCCUCCGUAGUCUUGCCUUCGCUCCUGGUGACAAGAUUCUGCAACUCUCGACAGGUUAUAUUAAUGUGGACAGGACCGUUCAUUAUAUAUGUGAUAUUCACAAAGAUGUGAACAUUAUUGAAGUCCCCAUUACGAUGCCCAUGACCGAUCAUGAAAUUGUCUAUCAGGUCGAGAAAACCGUCCAGCAUCAUUUGGCUAAAAAAGAUCAGUCAAGGAUCCGCCUUGCGGUCAUUGACUGGAUUUCUUCAGUUCCUGCGAUCGUACAUCCUGUCAAACCACUCGUUGAUAUGCUUAAAUCGUAUGGCAUUUUGGUUCUUGUGGAUGGUGCUCAUGCCAUCGGACAAGUUCCUGUCGAUUUAAAAUUCUUAAAUGCAGACUUCUUCAUUACCAACUGCCACAAGUGGCUCUACAGCGUACGAGGCUCCGCUGCGCUUUACGUUCCAAAACGAUUACAAGGUCUAAUCCAUCCAACGGCGAUCCAGGGCGACUACAAGAAUGGAUUCGAAGCCGAAUUUUCCUGGAACGGGACCAUGGAUUAUUCCUCCAUGCUGUCGAUCGAAGGCGCGCUCGAGUUCCGCGAACAGUAUGGUGAAGAAGCCAUCAUGCAUUAUAUGCAUACUUUGGCUGUGAGAGGUGGGGAAAUCAUGGUUGAAAUCUUGGGAACCCAGGUGAUGACACCUUAUGAUCAUCAAGUCGGCAGUAUGGUGAAUAUUCGUUUGCCGAUCAAGAAUAUCAACCACCCCAAGAUCGAGACACCCGAUUAUCUGGUCCGCCAUUUAUUGGAUAAGUACAACCUGUUUUCGCCAAGCUAUAAACACGGAGGCUAUUUCUGGACAAGGGUUUCUGCCCAGAUUUAUUUGGAGUUUUCUGAUUUUGUGCAUCUGGCGCAUGUUUGGAAGGAGGUGAUUGAGGAACUCAAUAACGAGGAUCAAGAAAGCUAAAAAGAUGAUCCUCUUUUCUUUUCUAGAGUAUAGAAAAUGUAGAGAUUGACGACUAACUCCUUGAGGAACAGAGAUCAAUAAACAUUGAUACUUCACAGAUGACCUGAGAGUAAAAGCUAUUCAAGUCAUGCUCAUUGCUUAAAGGAAUAAAGUCAAGCUUUAGUGAUUUUUAUAACG
This is a messenger RNA of Lobosporangium transversale, 1466 nucleotides long. Its product is annotated as pyridoxal phosphate-dependent transferase. Bases 186 to 1289 code for a protein of 367 amino acids. Lineage: Eukaryota; Fungi; Mortierellomycota; Mortierellomycetes; Mortierellales; Mortierellaceae. The record is from RefSeq and is a predicted model, not a curated record. The transcript is spliced from 3 exons.